UUAGAAAAGUUUGACAUACAGAGAUUGAAAAGUUCUUAUUUUAAAUAAAAUACCUUGUGAUAAGAGUUAAAUAGUGAAUAGUUUCACAGUUUGUGAUUGGAUUUACUUGCUAAGAAUCUUGUUGGCAUAUACCGGUUUACUUACGAAUGAUGGAGUCAUUGCUAAUUUCUAGACUCCAAGAUAUAAUAAAUCAUAUCGAGAUUGUUACGAAACAGUGCGAAACAUUUUUACAAAAGGAAAUAAGUGAUAUUGACAAACAGCAAGCAGAAAUUGCUACCAAGAAAUUGGAUAAUCUUCAUUCUCGUUUUUCAACUGAAUUAAACAAUUAUUUUCGAUUGAGUAUCGAACCAUCUGCUGAUGACAUCUCAAUGUUUAGUGCUAUUCAAUUAAAUUCCGAGGAAAUUCUCAUAGAGUUGACCAUAAAGUUAAAAGAUUUGCGUGAAGACCGAAGUGAACGGUCAAAUAAAGCUACUUAUAGUGAAUUACCAAAAUUGAACUUACCUGAAUUUAGUGGUGAUGUGUUGCAAUGGCAACAGUUCUGGGACCAUUUCACAUCAAAUAUUGAUAGUAGACACUUACCGGACGUGGACAAAUUAUUGUACUUGAAGGCUUCAUUAUCUGGAGAUGCGAAAAGAGCUGUUGAAGGAUUAGAAACAACAAAUAAAAACUAUGAGAUUGCUGUAUCGAUUCUUAAGGAACGAUAUGGUAAGGAACAUUACAUAAUUGAUGCUCACUAUGCUGCCUUAUAUAAAAUUAAGGCUGCGGACAAGACUGCUGAAGAUUGUCGGAGAGCUCUUAAUGAAGUAGAGCGGCAUCUACGAGUUUUAAAUUCACUUGGUGAGAAUACCAACCAUAACCAUCUGCGGUUUAUUAUUAUUGAAAAGUUUCCUGAAGAGAUAGUGUAUGAGUUAAAGAUGUUGUUAAAGACAGAUUCUAUUGAAGAUAUGAGAAAACAAUUAGAGAUUAUUAUUUCAGCAAGAGAGGAUGCUAAUAGAAUUGCUCAAGAGAAAAGUCAAAAGGAAAUUAGACAUUACACGGUUGAGACAUUCCACGGUACAGAUAGUGUGAACCAACAUAACCCGUCAAGCGGUUCAAGAAGGUUUAAGAUUCAAGAACGUUUUAAGAAUUUGAAGGAUAAACAUCAGGAUUGGAAUAUGAAAAUGAGGUUUGCUCCUAACUACAAGAAUAAUAAUUACAAUAAUAAUAGAAUGCUUCCUAAUAAAAGAAAAUUUGAAAAUUCAUAUGAGAAAGAUAUAAACAUGAAAAAACCAAGAUUAAAUUGUAUUUUCUGCUCAGGAGCACAUUACAAUGAUCAAUGUAAGACUGUAAGAACUAUUAAGGACAGACAAAUCAAAUUAAAGGGCCGAUGCUUUUAUUGCUUUGUUCAAGGUCACUGGAGUAAGUCAUGUAAAAUAAAUAAAAAAUGUAUACAUUGUGGAGGAAGGCAUAACAGAGCUUUAUGUCCAAAAGUUUGUGAUUCUGUGAAAGUGAAAACAUUGCAUACAAAUACUUCAGUCAAAUCUGGAAAUUCUACAACGGUGUUACAGACAGCAGUAGUUACUGUAUUAAAUGAAAAUAAAUGCGACAAAGUGAAUUGUCGGAUCCUUAUGGACUCUGGCAGUCAACGUUCAUAUGUAACAAAGAGGAUUGCUACUGAAUUGAAUUUAGCUGUAAUAGAAGAACACCAUCUUUCCGUCUUCACCUUCGGAACUGAUCAACCAUUGGAAUAUGAUAGUCCAUUAGUGAAAUUAAAUAUACUUACCAGAACUAACGAGGAAGUCGUACUGUAUGCCAAUGUUGUACCAACCAUUGCACAGCAUGUUAGUUAUCCUGGAGAAGAACUUUAUCAUUGGAAAAAUGAAUGUAUCUUGGCAGACGAUGGUUCACUUGGUGACCAAGUGGACAUCCUCAUCGGCAAUGACUAUUAUUUCACGGUUAUAGACACAACAAAGAAACUGAUAAGUGAGAACUUAUUUUUAGUGGAUUCUAAAUUUGGAUGGAUGUUGACAGGGAAAACAGAAAAGAAAAAUAUAGAUAAUUUAUCAGUUAUUACUUACUUUCAGUCAAAUAAAGAAACAAAAUUGAAUAAACCGGACUUACCUUUAGACAACAUGCACCUGAAGAACUUAUGGGACCUUGAAUGUAUUGGAAUUACUGACUCUCCCAACACUACUAAAGAGGAAGAAGCUAUGAAGAACUUUAAUGAUAACACAAAAUACAAGGACAAGAGAUAUUUUGUAUGCUGGCCAUGGAAUAAUAAUGUUUCUACUCUACCUACUAAUCUUGGACUAGUGACAGGAAGAUUAAUCAAUUUAUUAAGACGAAUGGAGUAAAGACACCUGGAAAAGCUGUUCGUAUUGUAUAUGAUGCGUCAGCAAAACUGAAACAAGGAGUUAGUCUCAAUGAAUGUCUUCGAGCUGGACCAGUAUUACUAGAAGAUUUAACAGGAUUAUUGAUAAGAUUCAGAUCUCAUAAAAUAGCAAUAACAGCAGAUGUUGAAAAGGCAUUUUUACAAAUUGGACUUCAAGAUGACAGUAAAGAUGUUACUAGAUUUCUAUGGCUCAAAGAUAUAACGAAAGCAGCUACUGAUGACAAUAUUAUACACCUUCGCUUUUGUCGAGUACCGUUUGGGGUCAUAUCUAGUCCAUUCUUGUUAAACGCAACUAUCAAAUACCAUUUAAUGCAGUCGGCUAAUAAGGCUGUACAACAAGUUUCUGGUGACAUAUAUGUAGACAAUUUGGUUACCGGGACGAAGACGACAUUACAAGCGAUUACAUUAUACAGCAGUUUAAAAAGAGAAUUUGAGAAGAUAACUAUGAAUCUAAGAGAGUGGAGUUCCAACUCGAAAGAAUUUAAAGAGAAGAUACCAGAUGUACUUGACAAAGAAGUUGUCAAGGUUCUCGGCUUAGACUGGAAUACAAACAAAGAUACAAUUCAAUUGAGACCAAACAAUGUUGACUUACAAACUACUAAACGAGGAGUCUUAAGAACAAUUGCUUCUACUUACGAUCCAUGUGGAUUUGUUGCACCAUCGUUGUUGUCACCAAAAUUGUUCAUGCAAGAUCUGUGGAAAAGCAAAAUUAAAUGGGAUUCAAAGUUACCAAAAGAAUUAUUUGAAGAAUGGAGAAACAUAUAAUAAUUUAGAAACUGAACAGGAAGAAAUACCCAGAUAUUAUACAAAGGACUUUGAAAGUAAAGAAAAUCAGUUACAUUGUUUCACAGAUGCAUCAACGAAGGCUUAUGCAGCUGUAGUAUGUAUAGUAAAUGAAAAUGGCAAAGAAUGUUCAUGAAGUUACAAAGUCAUUAAUUAAUAAUAAAGAAGAAAGUAAAACUAGUAAACACGAUAGUAAGUCAAAAGAAAUAGAAGAAAUGAAAAGAAUACAAGAAACUUAUUUUCCUGAUGAGGUUAAUAUGAAAGAAACUGCUUUAAGUCGUAAUCUACGAUUAUUUAAAGAUGAUGAUGGUUUGUUAAGAAGCAAAGGAAGAUUUGAAAAUACUGAAUGGUUGUUUGACAUGAAAUACCCAAUUUUAUUGCCCAAGAACUGUGACUUCACAAAUAGUUUAAUAAAGAGAAUACAUGAAGACAACUACCAUGUUGGAGCCAAUCAUACAUUGAGUUUAAUUCGGAAGUUGUACUGGAUACCACAGGGUAAAGCUCAAGUUCAAAAGAUUAUAAGACAGUGUUCGAGCUGUAUCAAGCAUGGAGGCGGUCCAUUCAAACUUCCGCCUACUCCUGCACUUCCUGCUGAAAGAGUGAACUAUAGUUCACCUUUUACAUUUACUGGACUUGAUUAUUUAGGACCAAUAUUAGUAAAGACUGAAAAUGGAGUUUCCAAGAGGUGGAUUUGUUUAUUCACUUGUUUAGCUGUAAGAGCUAUACAUCUAGAAUUGGUACAAGAUUUAUCUGCUAAAGAAGGGCUACUUGCUCUAAGACGAAUGAUUUCUACAAGAGGGACUCCUGGUUUGAUAAUUUCAGACAAUGCUUCACAAUUCAAACUUAUAUCAGAGCUUCUAACCAAUCCAUACUGUAAAGAGAAUAAAAUUACA
This is a messenger RNA of Pectinophora gossypiella (pink bollworm), 4047 nucleotides long. RefSeq lists its product as uncharacterized. The record is from RefSeq and is a predicted model, not a curated record. Lineage: Eukaryota; Metazoa; Arthropoda; Insecta; Lepidoptera; Gelechiidae. Bases 147 to 2333 code for a protein of 728 amino acids. The transcript is spliced from 2 exons.